GAUAAGGAGAAGAAGAAGAAGGAGAGUAUUUUGGAUCUUUCCAAGUACAUUGACAAAACAAUCCGAGUGAAGUUCCAAGGGGGGAGAGAAGCAAGUGGUGUCUUGAAAGGAUUUGACCCCCUUUUAAACCUCGUGCUCGAUGGUACCAUUGAAUAUAUGCGAGAUCCAGAUGAUCAGUACAAAUUAACAGAAGACACACGUCAGCUGGGACUUGUGGUCUGCAGAGGGACUUCUGUGGUUCUUAUUUGUCCACAGGAUGGAAUGGAAGCUAUUCCAAAUCCUUUCAUUCAGCAGCAAGAUGGUUAAUGCUUUCUUUGGAUUGUCUCUGAAGACUUCAAGGGUGCAAAUCAUCAGUGAAAACUAUUGGUGUGUGAGAAGCUUCCUGUUUUGGGGGAGGAGUUUGAAUGUGUAUUUGUUAGUGUGAAAGAAAAGUCAACUUUUAUUUUUGUGGCUUUCCAUAAAUGGUGAGAGGAUGGGGCAUGGUGUGGAAGAACUACGUUCUGAUUUUCUCCCCUACAAAUAAACAUGUAACUACCUUGUUCAGAGCUGACAGAAGGAAUAUACUGUCAUGGAAUUGUCUGAGAACCUCUUGACCUUGUGAGUUUUGAAACAACCACAUAAAAUUAAAGAAUGCUCUGA
This is a messenger RNA of Eurypyga helias (sunbittern), 639 nucleotides long. It is a transcript of the gene LSM7, whose product is annotated as LSM7 homolog, U6 small nuclear RNA associated (S. cerevisiae). Gene Ontology annotation, molecular function: RNA binding. Lineage: Eukaryota; Metazoa; Chordata; Aves; Eurypygiformes; Eurypygidae. The record is from RefSeq and is a predicted model, not a curated record. The annotation marks the transcript as partial. Gene Ontology annotation, biological process: nuclear-transcribed mRNA catabolic process; mRNA splicing, via spliceosome. The transcript is spliced from 3 exons. Gene Ontology annotation, cellular component: U12-type spliceosomal complex; catalytic step 2 spliceosome; U2-type prespliceosome.